Molecule: messenger RNA, 897 nt
Organism: Penicillium cosmopolitanum
Lineage: Eukaryota; Fungi; Ascomycota; Eurotiomycetes; Eurotiales; Aspergillaceae
Exons: 1
Coding region: 1-897 (298 amino acids)
Source: RefSeq, a predicted model, not a curated record
AUGGGCAAUCCAACUGACCUCCUGCCUUCGCUAGAUCCUGCCAAUGCUCCUCUCAGUGACUCCUUACCCCCAGCUUAUUCCGAACACGAUCUUCUUCAUCAUGGAACCACCGACCAAUCCCCACAAUAUGAGGCCUCCUGGUCCAACCAAAUUACUGGUAGCUCAGAGACUCUCCAGGGCUCAACGAGGAUAUUUCCUCCCGUAUUGAAUGGCUACUUUCACUGGAAGUCCACCACCACUUUUCACCUGGGCCCGACCGCGGAGGAGAAGCUCUUCGCUGUCUCCCUUCCAGCUGGCCUCUUCAACAAUAAACCUUCGCUUAUCCUACACAAUGGGCCAACGAAACAAGAUGCGACUCUGGCCACAUCCCGUAGCGACAAAUGGGGUCGCCUCAGACCCAUGGACAUCACUCUCUACCCGCAUUCGGCCAACAAUCUCUCCGCAGAAUUCAUUGUGCAAAUGAUUCCUUCCUCCACCAGUCACACCUCCGCGGCAUUCACCUUCGAGAUCAACACUGGUGGUAAAGGCACCGACCGCCAGCGCUUCGAAUGGCGGAGCAGCCACGGUACUGAGAUUAAACAACUGGCCGGUCAUUCCUAUGGUUACAAGUUGGUGUGGCUGUCGGGGCCGACCAUCGGUGCAGGCGGCAGCAGAAAAGAGCGCAAUCUCGGCAUGUCCAGUGAUGGGCUAGAAAUCGUGGCGGUCAUCGCUCAUAAUGCCUCGAUGAGCAUGACCAAGGGCUUCCGAUUUAACUAUACGGGCACCGGGUUAACCGGGACGUUAGGCGCGGAUUGGGAGGUGAUGACCUUGAUCUCGGCGCUGCAGUUGUGGUUACUGGAUGUGCUGGGCCUGCCAACUGCAGGAACCGCUCCAACGAGCAAUGCUGCCUCUUCUUAG